Messenger RNA from Anthonomus grandis grandis, 1683 nucleotides. RefSeq lists its product as uncharacterized. Gene Ontology annotation, biological process: potassium ion transmembrane transport; stabilization of membrane potential. The record is from RefSeq and is a predicted model, not a curated record. Lineage: Eukaryota; Metazoa; Arthropoda; Insecta; Coleoptera; Curculionidae. Bases 301 to 1647 code for a protein of 448 amino acids. Gene Ontology annotation, cellular component: membrane. The transcript has 7 exons. Gene Ontology annotation, molecular function: potassium ion leak channel activity.
AAAUUAAAAAAGGGACUUUAGAAUCUUAGAAAGUUAUUUCAAAUGCCUGGCCUUAACUGACAUUAAAUUGACCAUAUUUGCCUUGAAGAAUGAUGUCAAAUGCCUGGAAUAAGUAAAGAAUAACUAACCUUAGUAAUUUUGAUAAGUGAAUUUAAGUGCCAACAACUGACCUUACCUCAUGAAUAAACUACCCCAAAUGCCUGGAAUAAUGAUUUCGUUCCUUAAGGAGUAAUAAUGCAAAGACACUGCCUGCAAAAAUUGAUAAAUUCAGAAAUAUUUAAUGUUUCCUCUUAAAAACAUAUGGAUGAGCCCACCCAAAAACCGAAAUGCUCCCUGGGGAUUUUAUGUGGGAAAACCAGUUUAUUCGUGCUCACGUUUGGUUACGCCCUGUUGGGCGCCAUUUUAUUUAAAUAUCUCGAGGGUGACGGCGAGAAGCAUCAGGUAACAGAUUUCCGGAGGAGUCGCGAAGAUUGUCUUAAGGAGUUAUGGAUAAUUACUGAACGACUGAACGUACUGUACGAGAAAAAUUGGACCGCAUUAGUAACGGAACAGCUAAAGAAAUUCGAGCGAUCCGUCGUGGAAAAUGCGGCGAAAAACGACGAUUUUCACAACGUUUCAGGCCAGAAAUGGACGUUUGGGGAAUCCCUGCUCUACACCGUCACCCUCUUAACCACAGUAGGUUAUGGGAAACUGUCUCCAAGAACAACACUGGGGAAACUGACGUCUUUAUUUUACGCUUUAGUGGGAGUUCCGUUAACGUUAAUCUUCUUAUCGGAACUGGGACAUUUCUUGGCCAAAGCGGUACGUCGCGGCUACAUAAGAAUGUGUCUCCAUAAAACACCACCGUCAGAAAACUUUAGUAGAUACACGGUGGAGUUUCAAAAAGCGGCAAGGUCGCCGAUCAAGAAUAAUCUCAGUAUUGAAGAUCUGUCUUCCAUGCAAAUUGCCUCUGUCCAUAACACCCCCAACCAUAUCCGGAGCAGCAGCACCACCAAUCGCUAUGCGGAGUACCCCGAAGUACCCAAAAGAGCGGUUUUAGCUACUGUUAGGGCAAAUCAUACCAGAGGGCGCUGUAGAUCUGGACCAGUGCAUCAAGUACUCACAGACCCAAACUGUCCCGCCCAUCGGCACAAUCAUGAAAAUCCCCUGAGAAACUCGUCUAUCGUGGGAAUCUCGUCGGAUAUCGGUGAAUUGGAUGAAGUAGAUGAGAACGACCAAAGUGAGUGUAUCCAGCAUGACACGCCAUCCAGAAUCCCACUGAUCUGGAAACCCCCGGAUCAAAACGGACUUUUGCCUUCGAAAGAAACGAUAGCAGCAACUGUGAUCGAGCCUUCAGUGCCAAUGGUCCUGGUGGCAACCGUUUUCUUCGCUUAUAUUACUCUGGGAGCAGCAGGAUUUGCCACCUCGACUUCCUGGACCUUUUUGGACGCUAUUUACUUCUGUUUCCUCGCAAUUGCGACCAUCGGGGUCGGCGAUCGGCUACCAGUCAACUAUCAAAACAAUUUCGAAAGUGAAUUGUACUUGCUCGCGUAUUGCUUGUAUAUAUUCGUCGGUUUGGUGGUGCUCGCCAUGUGUUUUAAUUUGCUUCAAGAGGAAGUGACGAUAAGGUGUAGACAGUUGGCGAGUAACUUGGGGUUUGCCAAAUAGUUCGCGUGGGUUUUAAUAAAGAAUAUAUUUAUAAGA